UGGGUCUGAUCGAAUGGAACGAAGGAAGAAAUUUCCUGCGAACAGGUCCUUUUAAACUCUUCAUUUCAUGGGAGUCAACAUUUAAAAAGUCGACAUUUCGUAGGACUCGUUAUUUUAAAAAGUAGUCAUUUCAAAGAGUCAUCAAUUCAAUGGAGUCGGCUUUUAAAGAAGUCUUCAUCCAUGAGGUGUACGCAUUUCAAAAUUUGAAAUAAAAACUCUUGUUGCGAGUUGGAGGAAUAACACUGGGAAAGUGAGUUUGAUUUAUUACGUGUAUCACGCGUUUAAUCAAAUUCUCGCUAUUUAUACACACUGAAAUUUCCUAUUAAAACCUCGCGUACGGUUAAUAUAAGAGCGACAUAAUCUUGGUACUAUUGCGUCAACUUAUAUCAUACAUUAAAAUAAAACUACGUCAUAUCAACAAGGAUGUGGAAGGGGCGUUAUGGUUUCCCCUUUAUAUGAUUGAAGUACAUCUAGUGUAAUAAACAACUCUCAAUGGACUCAAUAAACUGCUCUAGGUGAUCGCUUACAUUAAACGAUUCGAAGAAUCAUUUGGUUGCAAUUCUUUGUCAAGGGAAGAAAUUAAAAGACAUGCAAAAGUCUUCUGAAAGAACAGCUGUGAUUUUACGUUGCAAUUUUUCGAAGAUUAACAAGCACAUCGUCGUAUCAAAUGUCUCUGCUUUGCUAAACAGUGAUGGCGGCCAGUUUGUGAUACAAUGUGAUGAUAAAGCUGCAAGUGAUAAAGAAAUAGACAAAAAGAUGAGAACGAUUGAGCAAUGGAUUGAAGUACUUCUUGGUAAAAUGUUUAUGUUCGUCAAAAUCAAAUUUAAUGUUACUCUUCAAGAAAUAUGCAUCUAUGUCGAAAAGUUCCAUGAUUUAGUGACGGUAGAUUAUAAGAUGUUUCUUCCUUCACCUACGCAAAUCUGCAAAAUAUCAGGUCAAUCGUUGGUACUUGCUCGAGAAGCUGUAUUUGCGAAAAAUUCCAGUACAACAACAAGAUACGAUUUGCCAAGUGUGCAGGAAUCAUUUAUAUACGGAUCUAAAAUCCCCAUGCUUGAAUCAUAUGAAGUUCAGUUCAAGCAAUUGAAGUCGGAAUCAACCAAGAGCACCAGCUUGGCAGAUAGACUUGUUGGUAACAAACUUCUGGAAACUAUUUCAGCGUUUGCUAACUAUGGCGGUGGAGCAAUUUAUGUAGGGGUUGAUGACGAUUCACGGGAAAUUCAUGGAGAACGAGUGACAACAAAGGAAAAGGAGAAGAUUGUCGAAAAAGUUACAGAAAAAAUCAACAAAAUGGUUUGGUUUUCUCUUCAAACGAAGCCUUCCUAUGGCGUCCAUUGGGACAUAUAUUUUCGUGCCGUUGUUGACGAACGUGGAAAAUUGAUGGAGUCGACGUAUGUUAUUGUUAUUGUUGUUGCUCGUUGUACUGGUGGGGUCUCUGUUGGGGAACCAGAAAGCUACCACAUUGUCAAUGAUGUUGUAACAAGAAUGGAUUUGAAAACAUGGAGAGAAAGAUUUUUUCAAAAAGAAUCAUUGGUCAUGGAUCAUGGCAUUGAUCGACCAAAUUGGAGCUCUGAACGGAACCGUAAUUUAUUUCAUUGCAUGAAUGGAAGGUUGAUACGAUCAAUUAAUGCAGGUUCGUGGGAUGCGUUUGGGGGAGGAAAGAAAAAGCUAGAAUUAGAAAAUUCUAACUGCAACAUGACCAAAUUUGUCGUUAUUUCGAAUGAAAUAACUGCUCAUUACAAACUUGGGCGCUUUGACCUUGUAGAAAAUGGGAUUAAAGACUAUGAAUCACUGUUGAGUAAAUCUACAGUUGAUGCAAACAUUCACGAAGCUCGUUUGUAUCUUUUAAAGUCUUGUAUUCAACGAUGCCGUGGUAACAUUAAAAAGAGUUACGAAGAAGCUGACAAAGGUUUGACAAUUGUUGAUCAACUACCACCUGGUAUUGUAGUUGGUGAAUAUUAUUGCAAUCUUGUUUCCGUAAUCACCAUUCUUCUACAGUACGAAACUGAGCCAAGGCAGCGACAUAAUUUAACUGAAAAGUCAACUACAUUUUCUAGAAUAGCAAUCAAGAAUCUUGACGAUGCAGAAUAUUGCAAUUUAUCGAAAUUUGAUCAGAAACAGAAGGCGCACAUUAAUCUUGCUUUUUUGCUUCUGCAAUCUUCUUUUAUGGUUUGCACUAAACCAGAAAUUCAUGUAAGCAGCCAGGAUUUGGAACAGGCUAACGAAAGUUUAAAUACUGUAAACAAAUUGAUAAACGAAGGUUAUCCCCUGACAGAUUAUCGUGAAUGUCAGUAUCAUCUUGCGCGAUCGAUGCUCUUCUACCGACGCUCACAAAACGCUGAUUCUCAAGAAAUGGAGAGAUUACGCAAUGAAGCCGUACGUUUUGCAAAGAAAGCUGAAGGCUUAGCCACCAACUGUAAAUUUAAAAGCUUGAUGGAAUGCUCUCGUCAGCAUUUAAACAUGUUUCACCUAUAUCCUGUACGUUAAUGGUUCAGUCAUCACUAUACGCAUUAUAACCAAACGUUAAGAUUUCUAAAAGGUGUACGGUAGAUAUUUCUAUAGGUAUAGAGCAAGCAAGUGAGGUUAAUGAGUCAUGGCAUGAGACAUUAUUAGUUGAAAAAAACAGUACAUAUAGUUAUUGAACCAUCAGGAAUGUUCUGCUUUGAUAUGUCAACUUCAUUUGAUGAUGUAAAAAACAACGCAGAAAUAGUUUGUGAAAAGGAAUCAAUUCCCAUGAAACCCAUGUAAUAUAGCUAGAUGGUGAAAGAACAUUAAUUUUAUGUCAUGUACUUUUUAUACACCUUUUGUGGUCUCUUUGUUAUUAUUUUUUCUAUUGAUGAUUUACAAUAAAUUUGUGAUUAUUA
Molecule: messenger RNA, 2861 nt
Organism: Xenia sp. Carnegie-2017
Lineage: Eukaryota; Metazoa; Cnidaria; Anthozoa; Malacalcyonacea; Xeniidae
Exons: 2
Coding region: 589-2484 (631 amino acids)
Source: RefSeq, a predicted model, not a curated record